GAGAACUCACCUUGUUUGGUUCCGCUGCCCUUGCACGAUGACACCCAAUGUUUUGGUUCCAAUUCCCCAGCCCCCAAUAUCAUCAUGCCGCAUCUGGGGGGACCAUCUUUAUAUCAACAAGAUGGACUCCCCCGUGAGAGAGAAUGCUAAUUGAUGGGUUAGAUUGUGACCUGCCAUGGCCUCUUCGGAUGUGGACCAGAAAUUCCUGGCUGCUGCUGCUGUGCGAACUGCCCCUGAUAAUGCCCUUGCAUCUGCCGCCUUCUACAAGAUCCUCGGCAACUCCGUCUUGCUCGCUCGCAAACUCUAUCGCGCCAGGAAACUGCGCAAGCUCGACACUUCGCGCGACACAAAGUCGCUGUCACUAUACCGGCACAUCAUCUGGAUGAGUCGGGAAGGCUUGGAGCUGCUCGACACCUACAUCCUCCCAGAUGUCAUGGACGGCCACUUUGAUGCCGAGGUCAGAGUGCUGGCCGUGAAGCUGCGAGCCUCAUACCACCACAUCUUCUGCCUCUUCCACAACCAGCCUCCCGUGUCCCAGGCCGGAAAUCCAUACUACAAGCUUUCCACCGCCUCGCCCAAAUCCUCCCCGCGCACCGGAGCAGCGAAACGGGGCAGCAAGCCCGCGACAUCUCCAACAAAGACACGAGGUGGUGGCCUCCGUGAGCCCAUUGACUCGAUCACGUCAGAAACCAGCUUCGUCACCAAUCCCUACCACGCGACCACGACGAGACUCGACCGCCAGACACCCCCUGGCCUCGCUCCUCCGCCGGGCCUCUCACCUGUCCGCAUCCCACAGCCGUCUGCGUUUCUACUCCCGGUCAUGAAUUGGCUUCCCCUCACAUCGUCCUACUUCAUAUCCGCCUCGGCCUACGCGCAAGCCAGCCUUCCCGGCUCGCACCCCCUGCGACUCUCCGUCGCCCUCGAACACGCCGCCUUUCUCUGGGACUGUCUGCAUGACCACGACGGUGCCCGCACCAUGGCCCGCGCCGCGAUCAAAGACGUCUACCGCGCCCCGGAGAGCAUGGACGACGACGACUUCCGCAGCGCCGCCGAGCUCGUCGCCACCCUCGGCCGCAUGAUGAAGCGCCGCAGCUGGGAGGGCACCCCGAGACCUGGCACCGCCACAUCUCCGACCCCCGCCGUGCCUCCCAGUGUGUCUCCCACGGAGCCUCACGCAACACCAAAGACGAGCCCCAAAACACCACGCCAGGCCCACCCACGCCCGUCUCCGCCCGCGGCACCACCAAGCACCGAGCGACGGCGCAACUCAGGAUCGGGCGCACACCCACGCGAUCGCGACCGCAACGUCUCAUUUGACACUCCUCUCUCUCCGACCCCCGACACAUCUCAAGGCCGCGAUGCCUGUCCUCCCACUCGCAGACCUAACAGCGCCGCCAACGCCAAAGACUCGUCUCCAGCGCACCCGGCCCGUCGACCCAGCACCGCAAAAGAUGCCCAAUCACCCCACACGCCACACAACCGGCGGCCACAGAAAAGUGGUGGUGGUGGCGGACAUGCUAGUGCCGAAAACACACCUCGUGCAGGUGCUGUCAACGUAGGCAGGGUGACUACGCACUCUGUGCCUCGCUAUGCAGUAGAUACACGCGUUGAUGCCAGUCCGCAGGCUGCAGAGCGACGGCAUGUUGGUGGUGGUCCUGUUGCCCUUGGACGCGGCGGGGGGCGGGUUGUUGGGCGGUGAGACGAGCUGUAUAUGAUGUAUACUAGUAUACUACCACGCGUGUUAUGUGUGUACAUUGGUUUCGAAGAAUUGAGGGAGCGGUCGUGUUGUAAUUAGUGAUUUCGAGUCUAGAUAU
Messenger RNA from Pseudovirgaria hyperparasitica, 1814 nucleotides. Its product is annotated as 14-3-3 protein. The record is from RefSeq and is a predicted model, not a curated record. Lineage: Eukaryota; Fungi; Ascomycota; Dothideomycetes; Acrospermales; Acrospermaceae. Bases 176 to 1699 code for a protein of 507 amino acids. The transcript has a single exon.